This is a messenger RNA of Paraglomus brasilianum, 1945 nucleotides long. Lineage: Eukaryota; Fungi; Glomeromycota; Glomeromycetes; Paraglomerales; Paraglomeraceae. The record is from the annotation of a GenBank genome assembly.
ACAAGAAGGAUUUAAACUAAGGAAAGGCCGCAUUGAGAAAACUCCUGAUGGAGUUGUACGAAAACGAACAGUACUUUGCGAGCACAGCGGCGAGUACAAACCCAGAAACACGCAACUAGUCAGUACUAAGUAUAUUAACUGUCAGUGGCACAUAAAUUUGUCACAACCACUAUGGAAUAAUCCUCACGAAAACAUUUACCUCACCACCAUAAAUAAUGAACACAAUCAUGAAUUAUCUUCCUUUCAGAUGAAAUUCUUACAUGAUAAUAAACUUACACAACAAAUGCUCGAAUGUAUAGAAUUCUACAUGAAUGAUAUUAGAUUGAAACCAUUACAAGUUCAGAAAGCCCUACAGAAAGAGUUUCCUGAUCGUGAGAUUUACCUUCCUGAAAUUCAUAAAGCAAUGGCGAAAUUCUACCACAAGAAGCAGAAAGAUAUCUCAAACGACGCUGCAUCUUUAUAUGAAAGCCUAUUAAAAAAAAAGGACGAAGACCCCCGUUGGUAUAUUGCUAUUGAUUGGGAUAGAGAAACGCACUGUCUUCGACGGUUGUUUUGGAUGUCACCUGAGCAAAUCAUUCUUUGGAUGGAGUUUGGUGAUAUAAUCCUGAAUGAUAAUACGGCAAAGACAAAUCGUUAUGAUAUGGCUCUCUCACUCUUUUUAUGUAUUGAUAAUCAUGGAUCUUCUCGCUUAGUUGGGUGUGCACUCACAGAUGACGAAUCAGCUGAUGCUCACCGAUGGAUUUUACAACAGACAAAGCAAGCUACGGGUAAUUGUGUACCCACUGUGAUUAUGACUGAUGCAGAUCCCACUCUAGACCUAGCAAUCGCUGAAGAGUAUGAAGAAUCAUAUGCCAUGCAUUGUAUAUUCCAUAUUGCACAAAACCUUCCGCGGAACCUUGAAACUCGGUUGGGUGAACAAUAUAGGGAAUUUGUUAAGGACUUUUACAUAACACGUAAUGCACUCAUUCCAGAAGUCUUUGAACGUAAGUGGAUGCAACUUAUUGAGAAGUAUAAUCAGCCUGAAGUUGUCAGAUACCUACAGCGAACAUUAUAUUCAUCAAAAAGAGCAUGGGCACGUGCAUACACAGCAACAAUAUUUACUGCUGGCAUUCAGACAACAUCACGAAUUGAGAGUUAUAAUGCUCAAAUCAAGAGGUUUAUCCUAAAUUCUAAUGUCAGUCUUCUAGAACUUGCUGAAGCUUUGGAAAGAAGCAUAAAUAAAGAGAACAAAAGGGCAAAGUAUAAAUAUUGGAAAACUCUAUUUCCAUCAACAUCCUCAGCCACCCUAUCACAAACAUUAUUUCCCAAACUUGAUGAGACAUUGUGUCAUUUUCUCACACCUACAAUGUUAAAAGUUCAACGUACUGAAAUAAAAAAUUGUCUGAACUAUCAGGCAUCUACUAUUAUGCAGGAGGAGAUCAUUGAAUAUCAGGAGUUUGAAUCAAAUACAACUCAAUUUGUUGAAGAUGAUGAAGAUACUCUACAAAUUUCCAUGAAUUAUAUACUGAAGAAUGUAGAUAUUGACAGAAUAGAAGAAACCUGGGCCAUCCGUGCAGUUACUGCUUCAAGAUUUUGCCAUUUUAUUAUCCUUCUUACUGACAAAACUCAUAUCUGCUCUUGUCUGGGACUUGUGAAUCGUGGAAUAGUUUGCCAUCAUUUCUUCCAAGUAAUGUUAUGUAGUAGAACAGCUGCAUUCCAUAUCACACUUGUUCACAAAAGAUGGUACAAAGAGAUUCAUAGCAAUCCACAAAAAACACCCUAUCAUGUUGCCACAAGGUUUGAUGAAGAUAAUUUCCAACAUCAAUCAGCAGAACUAGUUAAACAUAAUACAAUUGAUUGGUUUGUGUCUCCAGCAGACCUCCAAGAAGAAAGAAGAGAAGAUAUCAAUGAGCGAAAACUGUAUGGAGAACUGUGGGGAAUUGCACGAGAUAUUACACAAAGAGCU